Gigantopelta aegis is the source of this 2440-nucleotide messenger RNA. RefSeq names its product cytoplasmic protein NCK1-like. The record is from RefSeq and is a predicted model, not a curated record. NCBI's taxonomy places the organism in Eukaryota, Metazoa, Mollusca, Gastropoda, Neomphalida, Peltospiridae. Gene Ontology annotation, molecular function: protein binding. The transcript has 4 exons. The coding region runs from base 357 to 1577 and encodes 406 amino acids.
UGUGGGAGUUCCACAAAGAGUAAUAAAGUAAUUAGGUUGUGGCGUUAGUAUAGCUGUCGUAUGCUCAACAAUCAGUUGUCAGUUAAGUGGUAUUUAAUAGUAACAUUGAACUAGAGAUUGCAGCGUUAUUAGAACCGCAUCAAAGUUCACUAAUUUUACUUUUUGUUGUAAAACACGGAACUGUUAUUUUAGUCGAAGUUGUGGAUUGUGCUUACCGAGUCGGAAGAAUUGUGUUGACAUCAAGCCGUUUACUAGGUGAGGCUCCCCAUACCCCCUGGUGAUUGGUUGCAUUCAAUUCCAUAGCACCAUACACAAAAUUUUCUUUCUGGUGUGAUGGUGUGUGUCCGCGGCCCGCUAUGAUGGAGGACCCGGUGGUGGUGAUCGCCAAGUACGACUACCACGCGGAGAACACACAGGAGCUGAACAUCAAGAAGAAUGAGCGGCUGGUGCUGCUCGACGACAGCAAGGACUGGUGGAAGGUCCAGAACACUGCACACAAGUCCGGCUUCGUCCCGUCCAACUUCGUGAAGCGCUCCAAACCCAAGGCUUCCAUCCUUUCCAGUCUGAGAAACACACUCGGCCGGAAGAAGAGCGAUGCCAAGAACUCGUCGGCCUGUGCUUCACCAUCGACAGUGCGCAGCGUGAACGGGGAGUCACGGACCCGGAACCUGCGUUCCAACGCGCCCAGUAACAUUCAGAUCUGUUCGCAGGCGACACCAGCAUCGGCGAAGUAUAACUAUACCGCGGAGCGAGAGGACGAGCUGUCUUUGAUCAAAGGGGAGCGGAUUUUGGUGUUGGAAAAAUCCAACGACGGCUGGUGGAAAGGGCAGAAGAAUAACGACAAUAUCGGCUGGUUUCCAUCAAAUUACGUUACGGUGGACGUGGAGAAUGACUACUGUACGGCCGCUGGGGCCGACGCGAUGAUGAACGAUUGCCUGGAGGUCGUUGUGGCGCUGUACCCAUUCACAGGAAAGAACGAAGAGGAGCUCAGUUUCGAGAAAGGUCAGAGGUUAGAAAUCAUCCACAAACCUUCAGAGGACCCCGAGUGGUGGUCAGCGCGCAACAGCAGUGGUGAGGUCGGACUGGUGCCGAGGAACUACAUGCAGACUGUGGACGUUGAUGGUGAGGGUGACCGUGCAGCCAGCAUCGGCUCCAACAACACAAGUAACACGCCGCCCUCGCAGUCUACGAGCAGCCUGUCAAACGCAUCGUCAGUGGGGUUGUCGGGGGGGCGGAGACAGUUCAAUGUGUCGGGGCCACUGUCAGACAGAGACUGGUAUUACGGCAAGAUCAACCGCCAGCAGUGUGAGGAGUUACUCUCGAAACACGCCGAGGACGGCGAUUUCAUAAUACGGGAUAGUGAGUCUACAGCUGGUCAUUACACAGUGGUCCUUAAAGCGCCAAACAGAAACAAGCAUUUCAGGGUGAACGUUACGGACGGUGUGUACGGAAUAGGACAGCAGAAAUUCACGUCCAUGGAAGACUUGAUAGAGCACUAUCAGAAACACCCGAUAUUCAAACAGGACUCGGAGAAACUCUACCUGAUCAAGCCUUUCACAAUGCCGUCGGAUGUCUAGAGUCGAUCUCGUUACAUGUUGCAUGCAAGAUUAGCCUGAGCACUCUGCCCGUGCGAGAGCCAGACAGACAUUUGGACAGCUAUGAUCGCUCUCUCUCGGUCAGAUUAUUCUAUAGCGAAAACAUGGAAUGGCCGAUUACCAUAUGGUUUACAGAGAUUCCCGCUCUAAUACAAACAAAAUUCUAAGUUUGACACUAAAUACCUUUACAUUGAUCCAUUGGCAUAGCCAGGAUUUUAUAUUGGGUGGGGGGUAGCCCACACUAUAUGUGUAUUUUAUAAAAUUUUAUAAAAUUUCUUUUUAAAAUAAGGUUUGAUUGGGUGGAUGGACACUGUGCCCCCCCCCCCCCCCCCCCCCCCCCGAUAUUUGGCUUAUUCACCACUAAUACACACACUACAGGAAGAAACCCGACUGCACUUAAGUUUUCUACAUUUUUUAUCAGAACAUUAUUGAAAGAAGGUGCUUUUGGUUUUCUUCCCCAUAGUGUGUGUAUUAGUGGUUACUAUGUAAAAUAUUGAAUAGCGGCGAACUCAAAAAUUAUCAAUGUAAUGGUAUUUAGCGUCAAACUUAAAAUUUUUGUUGUAUUAGAGCUGGGAAUCUUUGUCUACAGUGUGGUAUUCGGCCAUUCUGUGUUUUCGCUACAGAGAUGUCUCUGACUAAGAGAGCGAUCAUAAUAGUACAGAUGUCCUUCUGGCUCUCCAAUGGUAGAGUGCUCGGGCUGAUGCAAGAUGUGUUGUUAUAAAUAUGAAAAUUCACUCAUCGUGCUUUUACUCGCUUUUCAUAAACUCUUUAAAAAAAAAUUAGAGGAUGGAAAUGCACUUGUGUCUACAGCAGGGUUCGAAAAAUCUCACCUUUUCAAAGUGGAA